AUGGAGCAAGAUUUGAAAACUUAUGGAUCUCUGAAGUCAUUGAAUUCUUCUAAUGAAGAAUUAGCGAACAGUAAGAAGCAAAAAGACCCCGAAGAUGACACUAAUAGCCAUGUGUCAGUCAAUCAUGAAAUAACAACUACAGAGCAAAAGGCAUUCAGUAAACAUGGUGUGGAAGGAUCAGCUAGCAGUUAUUUUAAUGAAAAGAUACCAGUCCCUGAUGGCGAUGAAAGCUCUAGCUUCAGUUUUCGCAAACUUUGGGCAUUUACCGGUCCUGGAUUUUUAAUGAGUAUAGCAUAUCUUGAUCCAGGAAAUAUUGAAUCGGAUUUACAGUCAGGAUUUGUUGCUGAAUUUCAGUUGCUAUGGAUGUUACUGCUUGCUACAUGUCUUGGAUUAUUACUGCAACGUCUGGCAGCGAGACUGGGAGUGGUGACAGGGUUGCAUUUAGCUGAAGUAUGUUAUAGAGAAUACCCCAAAGUACCACGAAUUAUACUCUGGAUCAUGGUGGAGAUUGCUAUUAUUGGUUCUGAUAUGCAAGAAGUCAUUGGGACGGCAAUUGCAUAUAAUUUACUUUCAAAUGGAAAAAUACCGCUAUAUGCUGGAGUUUUAAUCACAAUAACAGAUACAUUUUUAUUUUUAUUUCUUGACAAAUAUGGUCUUAGAAAACUUGAAGCCUUUUUUGCAUCUUUGAUACUUGUCAUGGCUGUAACAUUUGGCUAUGAGUACGUAGUGGCAUCGCCAGACCAAGCAGAGGUACUUAAAGGGUUGUUUAUACCGGGUUGUGGUCCAUGUACAACUAAAGCUACUGAGCAAGCUGUCGGUAUACUGGGUGCUGUUAUCAUGCCACAUAAUAUAUAUUUACAUUCAGCGCUGGUGAAGUCACGAGAAAUAGAUCGAAAUAAAAAGAAGGAAAUCAAAGAAGCCAACAUGUAUUUUUUUAUUGAAGCUACGUUGGCUUUAUUGGUGUCCUGUAUUAUUAAUAUAUUCGUAGUGUCUGUAUUUGCUGAAGGUUUAUAUGGAAAAACAAAUUAUGAAAUCUAUCAACAAUGUGAGGAACGCGACAGUCCUUAUUCAUAUGUGUUUUAUAAAAAUUCAUCAGUAGUCGAAAUGGAUUUACAUAAAGGGGGUGUAUUUUUAGGCUGUGCAUAUGGAAAAGCCGCUUUGUAUAUAUGGGCUAUCGGUAUUUUAGCAGCAGGUCAAAGUUCAACCAUGACUGGAACGUAUGCAGGGCAAUUUGUUAUGGAGGGAUUUCUUGAUUUACAAUGGUCAAGGUGGAAAAGAGUUUUAUUGACCCGCUCUAUAGCAAUCGUACCUACAAUAUUUGUCGCUACAUUUCGAGGUGUCAAUCAGCUCACUGGUAUGAAUGAUGCAUUGAAUGUCCUACAAAGUCUACAGCUCCCAUUCGCAUUAAUUCCAAUUUUAACAUUUACAAGUGUCAACUCAUUAAUGGGUGAUUUUAAAAACGGCAUAUUUUCUAAAGUUGUAGCUAGUGCACUGGCUGUACUUGUUAUGAGUGUAAAUUUAUACUUUGUCUCUGUAUUUAUUGGUGUUCUACCGCAAAACUGGGCUGUAUACACAGUAAUCGCCGUUUUACUCGGUUUAUAUAUUGCAUUUAUUAUGUAUUUGACAUGGAAAUGUCUGAUAUCUUUAGGAUUACAAUGCUUAGCAAGAAUUCCUUGUUGUCCGGCACCAGCAGCGGAAUACGAGUUGGAGAAUUUUAAUUGGAAGAAAGAACAGAAUAGACUGUUAACGUCUGACUCCGAAGAAUCAAUUUAUAAUACACAGAUAAAAAUAAAUGCAAUAGAACAAAUUAGUGAAGAUAAUAAGAACUGA
Saccoglossus kowalevskii is the source of this 1830-nucleotide messenger RNA. Its product is annotated as natural resistance-associated macrophage protein 2-like. Gene Ontology annotation, cellular component: endosome membrane; plasma membrane; lysosomal membrane. Gene Ontology annotation, molecular function: manganese ion transmembrane transporter activity; cadmium ion transmembrane transporter activity; iron ion transmembrane transporter activity. The record is from RefSeq and is a predicted model, not a curated record. Lineage: Eukaryota; Metazoa; Hemichordata; Enteropneusta; Harrimaniidae. Gene Ontology annotation, biological process: iron ion transmembrane transport; manganese ion transport.